UUUAUCAUAAUGAAAUCUAUUUUUCAAAUUAUUAUAUCUUUACUAAUAAUUAUUUCUCAAGUAUAUUGUAAAUGUAGUUGGGACAAGAUUUAUGGGUGUUUGCAACAAUAAUAAUGCGAUUAUUGAUUCAUUGACAACAUGUUGCGACAAGCGUGAGAAAUGUUACCAUCAAGAUAUAACUCUACAGUGUGACAACGAUUACUGUAGCUGCAUAAAAGGAGUUACAAAUAUUGACAAAUGUAGAAAAGCAGCUUAUGGGUUGGUCAAAUGUUAGAAUAAAUAGCUACAAAGUGUAAAUAAUGACGAUAAAGAUAAUAUUAACAUUUAUUCUAAAAUUUUUAUAUCUGGUCUAUUUAAAAUGAUGUAUGUAUUAAUAAAAUAUUUAUCA
This is a messenger RNA of Meloidogyne enterolobii, 388 nucleotides long. The record is from the annotation of a GenBank genome assembly. Lineage: Eukaryota; Metazoa; Nematoda; Chromadorea; Rhabditida; Meloidogynidae.